Molecule: messenger RNA, 186 nt
Organism: Suhomyces tanzawaensis NRRL Y-17324
Lineage: Eukaryota; Fungi; Ascomycota; Pichiomycetes; Serinales; Debaryomycetaceae
Exons: 1
Coding region: 1-186 (61 amino acids)
Source: RefSeq, a predicted model, not a curated record
AUGGCACGUAGUAAGCAGACAGAGUCCAAGGAACCCCUGGUACUGCACCGCGAGGAAAUGAUGAGCGUCGCGAUCACAUUUUUUGAGGAAUUAUCCAGUCUGCAUGUAGCACCCUACAUUCCUGAAAGUUCAGUCCCUGGUUUGACGAUGAGAAGGAUAUUGAGUCGACAAUUUCCCUUUAAUUAA